AUGCUGCGCUCGAAAGCAUUCGUCAAACGUACUCGCAAAGGAAACGUCGUCAAGGUCGUCAAAGAACACUACCUGAGAGACGACAUUACUUGCUCUUCGGCCGCCUGCAAAGCUUGCGAACAACAAUCCCUUCCGAUCUUAUCAGCCAACCCACGCAAAUCAGAGCUCGCCGAUCGUCCUCAUUAUGUCAUUCCAGACACCAAUGUCUUUAUGAAUCAGCUCGAUAUCAUGGAACACCCUUCAAUCAAAGACGUUAUCGUUUUGCAGACUGUUCGUGAAGAACUUCGCCAUCUAAGCCUUGCAGUUUAUAACCGUCUCAAUGCGAUCUUGGCCGAUAAGAACAGACGCUUCUAUCUCUUUGCAAAUGAGCAUCAUCGUGAUACAUUCCUUGAAAAGCUCAAAGAUGAAACACCCAACGACCGUAAUGAUAGAGCUAUUCGUGUUGCAACCCAAUGGUAUACCAAUCAUUUGAAGGAGAGUGGCAUCUUGACUAUUAUGUUGAGUGACGAUCGUGCCAACCGAGAAAAGGCUGCUUCAAUGGGCGUUAAGAGUCAAUCAGUGCGUGAUUACGUACGAGGAAUGAAGGAUGUCCCAGAGUUGCUUGAUAUGCUUGCUGCACCAAAAUCAGAAACCACGGAAGCGGACAAGAUUGUUUUUGAAGAGCAUUUAUCACCAGCACAUAUCGCCAAUGGCAUGAAGAAAGGAACUCUUAUUCAAGGUAGUCUCAACGUCAGCCAGCAUAAUGUAUUGGAGGCUACCAUUGUUGGCAAUGUUGAUGGUGAACCAAAGACUAUCUAUAUCCUUGGUCGCAAGAACAUGAAUCGCUCCAUCCAAGGCGAUAUUGUUGCUGUGGAACUCCUUCCCCGAGAUCAAUGGAAAAAGAGCACAUCACUUGCUGUCGAGGAUGAGGAAGAUGAAGAGAAAAUGCAUGGUGAAAUGGAUGCCGUUAUGACUGAAGCCAACGCUAUGGACAAGGAUGAAGUCGGCGAGCCUACAGGAAAAGUGGUGGGUCUUAUUCGUAAACGAUGGAGACCUUACUGCGGCUUCAUUGUCAAGAACUCGGUCCAUUCAUCCGAAGGCUCUACUGCAGCUGAACGAGUUAUCUUCAGAGCACUCGACAGAAGAAUCCCUCCCAUCAAGAUCAAGACGACGCAAGCCCACUCCUUAUUGGGUAACCGUAUUGUGGUGUCUAUUGAUAGUUGGCCCGUAAACUCUGUACAUCCGAUGGGCCAUUUUGUCAAGACACUUGGAUCAUCAGGAGACAAAGAGACUGAAACAGAAGUUUUGCUGCUUGAGCACGAUGUACCCUAUCAAGAAUUCUCAAAACGUGUUUUGGAUGACCUUCCUGCAGAGGGUGAUGAUUGGGUGGUAACUGAGAAGCACUUGACAACUGAGAAUCGUCGUGAUUUACGUCACUUGAACAUUUGCAGUAUUGAUCCUCCAGGAUGUACCGAUAUUGACGACGCUCUUCACGUACGACCCCUUGAAAAUGGAAACUACGAAAUUGGUGUUCACAUUGCCGAUGUGACCUAUUUUGUCAAACCUGGACAAGCGAUGGAUACCGAAGCUGCUAACCGUGGUACUACCGUUUAUCUCGUCGACAAGCGUAUUGACAUGCUUCCCGCCUUGUUGGGUACAAACCUUUGUUCCUUGCGAUCUAAUGUUGAGCGCUUGGCAUUCUCGUGUAUUUGGGAAUUGACUAAAGAUGCGGAGAUUGUCAACGUCGACUUCACAAAGAGUGUUAUUCGUUCCAAGCAUUCAUUUACCUAUGACGAAGCUCAAACACGGAUAGACGAUGAGCGUAUGCAAGAUGAUGUUACGAAGGGCAUCCGUAUCUUGAAUGAGCUUGCCAAGAAGCUGCGAAAGAAACGUAUUGAGCGUGGUGCACUUACAUUAUCAAGCCCUGAAGUGAGAUUCAAUUUGGAAAAUGAUUCACAAGACCCAGUUGAUGUGGAGAUGAAGGAGCUCAAAGAAACCAAUGCACUGGUUGAGGAAUUCAUGUUACUCGCCAACAUCUCGGUGGCCCAAAAGAUCUUUUCACAUUUCCCAAUGUCAGCACUUCUCCGUAAGCACGGUUCGCCUCCUGUCAACAAUUUUGAUACCCUACGAAAGGCACUGGGUGAAGUUGGUAUCACACUCAAUGUGGAGAGCUCCAAGGCAUUGGCAGACUCAUUGGAUGCAGCAGUGCUUCCCAACGAUGCUUAUUUCAACAAAUUGGUGCGCAUUAUGACGACACGAUGUAUGAUGCAAGCUCAAUACUUUUGCUCAGGCACAGAAUCAGAAGCAGAAUUCCGCCAUUAUGGUCUUGCCACUCCCAUCUAUACGCACUUUACAUCACCUAUUCGUCGUUAUUCAGAUGUGAUCGUCCAUCGAUUGCUUCAAGCUAGCAUUGAUCCAGAUGUCACUUACGGACAAGAGCUGACAGAUAAGACCAAGAUGAAAGAGUUGUGUGAUGUCCUCAAUCAUCGUCAUCGCAUGGCACAAAUGGCGGGUCGUAGUUCAGUGGAGCUGUAUACCAACAUGUUUUUCAAGAACAAGACAUUGGUUGAAGAAGGUCGUGUUAUCCGGAUACUCAAGAAUGGUUUUGUUGUGCUUGUACCCAGAUUUGGCAUUGAGAGCAUUGUUUACACAAGCAAGGGUCCUGAUGAGCCAUCAGUUUUCAUUUACGAUGAAGAAAAGAAUGCACUUAUCGCUGGUGAUGUGAUCAUCAAGAUGUUUGACACGGUCAAGGUGGAGAUCAAGGUAGAAGGUGAUGAGACUGGCAUGCGUCAAAAGAUGCGUAUGUCACUUGUAUAUCCACAGGUGCCUGGUCUAGAACCUAGUGAUCAAUCGGGCAAGAAGCGCAAGGCACAGGAAACAAAGAAUGGCGAUCAAAACACAAAGCGUCAAGCAAAAGCCAAAGUAGCAGCAUAA
Molecule: messenger RNA, 2913 nt
Organism: Lichtheimia ornata
Lineage: Eukaryota; Fungi; Mucoromycota; Mucoromycetes; Mucorales; Lichtheimiaceae
Exons: 18
Coding region: 1-2913 (970 amino acids)
Biological process (GO): rRNA catabolic process
Cellular component (GO): cytoplasmic exosome (RNase complex); nuclear exosome (RNase complex)
Molecular function (GO): endonuclease activity; 3'-5'-RNA exonuclease activity; RNA binding
Source: RefSeq, a predicted model, not a curated record